GUAGAGCGCAGCUGGAGCAGAGCAAUGGCUGGAGAUCCGUGGCUAAUGAAGUAUGAUGCCACCUGCUGUUUAGCACAAGAAGUUGCUGAAAACAUCCAUGAACGUAAUAGACAGAAGAGAACGGGAGGUAAUCAUUCUAAGUUUAAUGUGAUGAUUCGGGCAUCUCUGCAGAGGCUCCAAGAACAGAUUAACCAGCUGAAGGAUUCUUUGUUGCGAAGUUUGUCAACCCGCCAAAUUACACAGCUUGAAGCAGACAGGCGUCAAAACAUGGUGGACGAUUUGUUAACAAGAGAACGACAACUUCAAAUAUCCUUCAAGAAGGAUGGCACAGAACCUGAAGUAAUGAGGACUAGCCUUAUGAGUACAGAUCCAAAGAGUGGUCUCACUAAUCCUUGGUUGAUGGAGGAGCCAGAAGAAACAAAAGGUCUUGAUUUUAGUGAAAUCAAAUAUCAACAGCAGAGGAUCAUACAAGAGCAAGAUGCGGGCUUGGACGCUCUGGUAACAGUGAUAGCCAGACAGAAACAAAUGGGUCGAGAUAUAGGAAAUGAACUAGAUGAACAAAAUGAAAUCAUUGAUGACCUCACACACUUAGUGGAUAAAACGGACUCCAGAAUUCAGAAUGAAACAAGACGUGUCAAACUGGUUGAUAAGAAGUCAACUUCUUGUGGGAUGCUGGUGGUUAUUGUAUUACUGCUGAUUGCCAUUGUUGUGGUUGCUGUCUGGCCAAAAGGGUAAUCAAGCAACAAUGGCAUAAACAAUGCUCAUCAGUGAAUAUGGACUGGAUGUUAAAACUGGACAACAUGUUCUUCUUGAGAUCACCGGAGCAAGAUUGAAAUAAGUAUCCCUAAUCAAGCAAUAGAGAAUGUUUCGAUGUGUUUGAUAUGCUUCUCUUACUAUUAUUUAAUAUGUGAGAUAGACCAAAUUAAUCAAGGCCAAAACAAAGCUCAAUUAUUUCAUUACUUGCAGCAAGGUUUCCAAUUCAAAUUAAGAUCCUGCCUUAAAAUCAAAAAUGAUAGUUGUAACUCUUGAGUGGCAUAAUAUCCAAGGGCUGUAAAUAAUGCCUUUGAGUUAUCUUUCUGACUACAUAACUUCAAUCUAUAUAUUUAUUUUUCUCUUCAUAAAAAAUUAGGGAUAUCCAGAAUUUUAGUACUUGAUAGUUUGUUUCCUUUGCCAAAAUGAAACCAUUAAAAAAGUAUGUUAAAUGUUUAAAUAAAAUACAUUACAUUUCUGUUAUGUUCCUAGAUGAGAAUUAUAAACACAUUUAAUGCUGUGUUCCAUUGUUUUGUUACUUUGUUGUCCCAUUCUUUUUUAUUCUGAUUGUAAUUUUAUUGCCUAAAUGAGAUGGACAUGAUAAUUUAAAAUGCUCCAGCAAUCCUGUAAGGCAGCUUUUACUCAUUCACACUAUUACUGUAUUUUCCCAGGAAAAAUGCUUUUAUUGGUGCCUGCAGGGUCAGCGAAGGGAUUCCUAGUUGGGCACAGGGAGUAUGUGCUAUCUCACUGCCUGUAAACAGUGUUGCUGUUCACACAGAAUUGAAACUUGGAACAAAUUGCUCUGAGUAUGGAAAUUCCAAUCUAACAAAAUAGUAAUUAGAAACCAUUUCCUUAUAAUUUCAUGCAGUUACGUACUUCACACAUUAUGUACGCAAUUUUUAUAAGCAUUUAGUAAAAGUAUUCAAAAUAUGGUGUAUGAAUAAAUAUUUUCCAACUCUUUU
Pristis pectinata (smalltooth sawfish) is the source of this 1712-nucleotide messenger RNA. It is a transcript of the gene stx8, whose product is annotated as syntaxin 8. Bases 25 to 735 code for a protein of 236 amino acids. Gene Ontology annotation, cellular component: SNARE complex; endomembrane system. NCBI's taxonomy places the organism in Eukaryota, Metazoa, Chordata, Chondrichthyes, Rhinopristiformes, Pristidae. The record is from RefSeq and is a predicted model, not a curated record. The transcript has 8 exons. Gene Ontology annotation, molecular function: SNARE binding; SNAP receptor activity. Gene Ontology annotation, biological process: intracellular protein transport; vesicle fusion.